AUGACCGACAAGAACCAAGGCUCUGCUGUUGUGGUUACUGGAACGGCUAGUACAAUGACUGGUGGCGGCACGACGAAACCCAAGAAAUCCAAGAAAAAUUCGGCGGCUCGGCACAACAAGGGUGCCGUCACGACUGACGGUUCUGCCACGAGUGGCAACAAGGCCAACAGCAAUGGCGUGCCUCCUCAUGCUGGUGGCGGUGGCAAGGGAGGCAACAACAAGAACAACAACAACAAACCAGCUCAGCGCGCCAAUCAUGGCCACCACCACAAUCACGGCAAUCAAGGCCAAUGGAAUCACCAUCAGCCUCAUCUUUCGUCUCAUCAUGGAAAUGUUCCUCAUGGUCAAGGCGGCUGGUGGCACGCCAACAACGGCAACCAUAACAAUGGCAACCCUCCAUACUACUGGAGUCCCCAAGGUGGCAUGGGCGGUCCUCCUCAUCCUCCUCAUGGCCAAUCGUAUGGAUUUGCUCCUGCUGCCGUCAUGAAUGGUUCUUACAUGCCUCCUCCUGGUCCGAAUGGAUUUGCCCCUCCCUACAAUGGCAACAGCCACUACGACAGCAGCAACAACAGCAACAAUUAUGCUCCUUACCCACACCAAGAGUACUACCCGUCACAGCAGGAAUUUUACUACGCUCCCGUCAUGGCGCAAGGAUUCGUGGCUCCAAUGACGGCGGCGACGGCGGCACCGGGAGGAUAUUUCCCUCCUCCGCCCAUGUACCACGUCAACAACAAUUACUACGAACAGCAUCAACAUCCGCAAGAUCCUGCGUACAACAGCCACGAACAUGGCUACGCGGACAUGAAUCCAGCCCAUGUCAAUCAGACACAGCAGCAGCCAGCAGUCCCGUCGUCGGCGUCGUCCUCCAAUGACGGCGAUGAUACGCCGCAAAAGGAAGAGAGUUGGGAAGACGACACCACCAUGGCAUCCACCAUGGCCACUAGCACCGAUCCAAAAGAAGACGACCAAGAAGCUCAGCUCUUUUCCUCGUUGUCGUUUGAUCACAUUCAAUGGCAACUUCCCACCCUACAAGAAGACGAAUGCGCCACCAUGCAUCAGACACUGGUCAAUGGAUGCCGCACGCUUGCCAAGAUUCGCGACGCCGCGGCCGAGAGCGAUCAGCAGCAGCAAGCGCAGUCUACCAUUCUGUCGCUCAAACUCUUUCUCGAACUCGAACGAUCGUUGGAGUUGGCGCACUUUAACGUUCCCACCGUAUUGGAAAAACUAUGGAAGGAUGCCGAACAGUUUCGUCAACAACAGAAUGGAAAAAAGAACAACAACAAAAAGAAACAAGAACUCCCCAAGGCACUCGUGCGACAAAUCAAUACCGCCCAGACCAUUGUCAAUCAUUUGGAGCUCGCCGAUCACGUCAUGAAUGUGGCGCGAUUCCAGCUCUACUGUGGCAAUGGCAACAACAGUACGACUAGUACGACGACUCCUGCCAUUAUUACGCAUUACACACCACCCACCAUUCGAUUCUUGUUGCGCGACAAUGUGGAUCCCGAAACGGGAGAAUCCAAUGGUCGACUCCAAACCAUCUCGUUGGAACAGAUUCAACAAGAACUUCGGCUGACGACGUUUGAACAAACGCAAUCGGUAUCGCGCUGGGGAUGUACCAACAUUCUCUUUCAGCUCUCGGAAUUGGGAUGGAUUGCCAAUCCCAACAUUCAAACCACACUGAGUGCCUACAAGAAAGGUGGCGUCAUUAAUGAUGUCUUGUUGGAUCGCAUUCAUUAUUCCAAACACUUGCACACCGCAUCGUUGCGAGGACUGUUGGCGAUCUACUUGGGAUUGGUCCCCGAUCAGUACCGUGGAUUCAACGUGGUCUUUCAGCACAAAGACACUGAAAUCUGGGAGGUAACGGCUGCCGACGCAACAACCACAACCACAACCAGUACUACGGAGGGCGGCUACAGCAAGAGCACCAAGAAAACCAAGCGCCACAGCAAGACCAAACAAACGGAGGAGGAGGAGGACGACAAACAAACCACCAAGGCCGACGGCAAGGUCGCCAAGAAGGACGAUCAGAAAGGCGUGGCCGGUAAGGACAACAAGAUGGAGAAGUCGUCCAAGGAUUUACCCUACUCGGACGAACACUUUCCGCCCCUCCCGGCCCCUUCGGUCGAUGAGACCAAGUCCACGACGACGGCGUCUGCUGCUACAAAUAAGCCCAAAAAGCACUGGAACAAGAAAAAGGGUCGUGGAAAAGGAAAACGUGACAACAAGGAAAACAACAACAACAAUAAGACCACCACCACCGGACCACAAGAACGGUAG
Molecule: messenger RNA, 2277 nt
Organism: Seminavis robusta
Lineage: Eukaryota; Bacillariophyta; Bacillariophyceae; Naviculales; Naviculaceae
Source: the annotation of a GenBank genome assembly